CUUUGAACUGACAGUUGUCAUUCGGUUCGUGAUUCACGAGUAGAGAUACAUAUUUAAUAUGGGCAUUGCUCAGUCUUUACCCCGGGUAGGGGCGCAACCAAUUGUGUGAGGAAAUUUACAAACAAGACUUUCAAGAUGAUGGAAAUAUGGUCAUUCCUGGGAAUUUUGCUUUUGUAUGCCAUUUUUCGUCUGCUUCACUGGAGUAGUAUGCCUACAGCCCCAACGCUGUACUGGCAAGAAGGGUCCAAAUUCGUUCAAGAUAUCAUCAGCUCCUGCCCAUUUUUAACUGAACCAUACAUUCCGCCGCAUUGGUGGGGAAAGAGCGGCCAUAUACAGACCAUUGUCUAUGCAAAGUUAGGCAGAGUAAGCUCCCCUUUCCCUAAGGGAGAGCGUCACCAUGUUGUCUUGCCUGAUGGGGCCACCAUAAUAUAUGAUGUUUUCCAACCACACAGAGCCCAUGAAUCAGGAGGUGACUAUACUAUCACAGUUUGUCCGGGGAUUGCUAAUUCCAGCGAGGCAUCCUACAUCUGUACGUUCGUGAACUACGCCCAGGAGAAUGGCUACCGCGUCACCGUCCUCAACCAUAUCGGUGCUAUACGAAGUGUCAAAAUUACAAGCUCAAGAAUUUUCACCUAUGGUGGUACUGAAGAGUUCCACACGAUGAUACAGGAAGUGAGACAGAUGUAUCCUGGGACCAACCUCAUCGCCUGCGGCUUCAGUAUGGGUGCUAACAUUGUCGUCAAGUAUCUCGGCGAGAAACCGAAAAACCAGCAGCAGUUCCUGUGUGCCUUAUCAAUCUGUCAGGGUUACGAUGUUAAUCAUGCCACGUCGCUGCUCCAAGACUGGCGGUACCUGCGUCGCGUUUACCUGUACGCCAUGACAGCUAACCAGAAGGGGAUGAUGACGCGCCACCAGGACAUCCUGAUGGAUCAAAAACUUCUACAGACGUGUGACAUCGACGCCGAGAAAAUCUACAGCUCUACCUCGCUGAUAGAAAUCGACGAACUUUACACCAGGAGAAGGCUGGGGUUCGAGUCCCUCCAGGAAUACUACAGCUGGUGCAGUUGUCAGCCCUUCAUGCAUGACAUUGAGAUCCCGCUGUUUCUGUUGAAUGCUGAAGACGACCCAAUCAUACCAAUGCCCUUGGUUGACGUGGCUAAGGAUUAUGCAAUAAAACAUGACAAGAGUCUGCUAGCAGUGACCAAACAUGGCGGGCAUCUUGGAUACUUCGAGGGUCAGGGUCUGUGGGCAGAUCCCAUCACCUGGCUGGACCGGUCCAUUAUCCAGUACGCCAAUGCCAUCGUUGCCUUCCACAUCCGCGGGAAAUUGUGAUGUAGAAUUAGUCUGAGUGAUAAGUAAUCUAUCUGUCUGUGCCUGGAGAUUUCUGAUAGUUUUCCACUGUUGCCUUGUACUUCUGUGGGAAAUUGUGAUGUAGAAUUAGUCUGAGCGAUAAGUUAUCUAUCUGUCUGUGCCUGGAGAUUUCUGAUAGUUUUCUGAUAGUUUUUCACUGUUGCCUUGUACUUCUGUGGGAAAUUGUGAUGUAGAAUUAGUCUGAGUGAUAAGUUAUCUAACUGUCUGUGCCUGGAGAUUUCUGAUAGUUUUCUGAUAGUUUUCCACUGUUGCCUUGUACUUCUGUGGGAAACUGUGAUGUAGAAUUAGUCUAAGCGAUAAGUUAUCUAACUAUCUGUGCCUGGAGAUUUCUGAUAGUUUUCCAUUGUUGCCUUGUACUUCUGUGGGAAAUUGUUAGGUAGAUUAUUACGUUUUAGAGAGAGUCAUCUAGAUGUUUGUUUCAGGUGCUUCACACAAUGUUAUCUGUUAUCAAGUUCACCAACCCUUUCGCCUUCGAAAUGUGGAGGAAAUUGUGAUCACUGUUGAUUUUACAUUUAACCCUUUCACCCCUAGGUAACUCUACCGUACAUUUAUCUGGAUGAGUCCAUUGUGGUCUUCAGUGGUGAA
Mizuhopecten yessoensis (Yesso scallop) is the source of this 1956-nucleotide messenger RNA. RefSeq names its product monoacylglycerol lipase ABHD2-like. Gene Ontology annotation, biological process: medium-chain fatty acid biosynthetic process; steroid hormone receptor signaling pathway; sperm capacitation. Lineage: Eukaryota; Metazoa; Mollusca; Bivalvia; Pectinida; Pectinidae. The coding region runs from base 136 to 1332 and encodes 398 amino acids. Gene Ontology annotation, molecular function: acetylesterase activity; monoacylglycerol lipase activity. Gene Ontology annotation, cellular component: sperm flagellum; sperm plasma membrane. The record is from RefSeq and is a predicted model, not a curated record. The transcript is spliced from 8 exons.